Hordeum vulgare subsp. vulgare (domesticated barley) is the source of this 1449-nucleotide messenger RNA. Its product is annotated as replication factor C subunit 2. Gene Ontology annotation, biological process: DNA repair; DNA-templated DNA replication. Gene Ontology annotation, molecular function: DNA binding; ATP binding; DNA clamp loader activity. The record is from RefSeq and is a predicted model, not a curated record. Gene Ontology annotation, cellular component: nucleus; DNA replication factor C complex. The transcript has 12 exons. NCBI's taxonomy places the organism in Eukaryota, Viridiplantae, Streptophyta, Magnoliopsida, Poales, Poaceae. Bases 159 to 1178 code for a protein of 339 amino acids.
GGAACCACCGAACAAGAAUCGCCCCCCUCCCCACUCCCCCAAACCUCAAUCCCCUCCCAAAACACAGCGCGCGAAACCGAGCCGCCGCCCGCCGGUCGCCCCCGCCUGCGCGCGCCUCACCAUUUUCCCUUCGUCGCGGCGGCAUCUAAGGAGGAGAGAUGGCGCCGCUCGUGCCGCCGUCACAACCAUGGGUGGAGAAAUACCGGCCGAGGCAGGUGAAGGACGUCGCGCACCAGGAGGAGGUGGUCCGGGUGCUCACCAACACCCUCGAGACCGCCGACUUGCCGCACAUGCUGUUCUACGGUCCGCCUGGCACGGGGAAGACCACCACUGCGCUCGCCAUUGCCUACCAGCUCUACGGCCCAGAGCUCUACAAGGCAAGAGUUUUGGAACUUAAUGCCAGUGAUGAACGGGGAAUUAAUGUGGUGAGGACAAAGAUCAAGGAUUUUGCUGCUGUGGCUGUUGGUUCUGCACGGAAAGGUGGUUAUCCCUGCCCACCAUACAAGAUUAUUAUACUAGACGAAGCAGAUUCGAUGACAGAAGAUGCCCAGAAUGCAUUGAGGCGUACUAUGGAGACUUACUCUAAAGUGACAAGAUUCUUUUUCAUAUGCAAUUAUAUCAGCAGGAUAAUAGAGCCACUUGCAUCAAGAUGUGCAAAGUUUAGGUUCAAGCCUCUUUCAGAAGAUGUGAUGAGCAAUCGCAUUUUGCAUAUAUGCAGUGAAGAAGGGCUCACUCUGGAUGCUCAUGCGCUAUCCACAUUAAGUACCAUCUCUCAAGGAGAUCUUCGUCGUGCUAUAACUUAUCUUCAGAGUGCAGCUCGCUUAUUUGGAUCUUCUAUUUCUUCCAGCGACCUGAUUAGUGUUUCAGGGGCUAUCCCUGAAGAUACUGUCAAGUCAUUGCUUGUAGCAUGCAAAUCUGGUGAAUUUGAUGUGGCAAACAAGGAAGUUAGCAAUAUUAUUGCAGACGGAUAUCCAGUUUCCCAGCUGCUCUCGCAGUUUCUAGAUGUGAUCGUUAAUGCGGAUGAUAUUCCAGAUGAGCACAAGGCAAGAAUAUGUAGAAAGCUUGGGGAAGCUGAUAAGUGCUUGGUCGAUGGGGCAGAUGAGUAUUUACAGCUCUUAGAUAUGGCUAGUGAGACAAUCCGUGCGCUGUUUAACAUCCCGCAAGGGCUGGUCUUCUAAGAGAAGAUGAUGGAGAUGAACGGUGAUACUGCUUGUCUUCUAAGAGAAGAUGAUGGAGAUGAACGGUGAUAUUGCUGCCGGCUGUCUGCAAACUCUGGCAAAUAUAUCUUGCGUCUCCUUCCCGUCAAAGAGGCAUAACCUCAUUCUCAUCAUACUCUUGUGCUAUUUUUAGGUUGGUUUGUGAUGUUUUAAGUGUGAUGAAUUCACUCUGUUUCUCAACCAAUUGAAUUGUGCGUGAAUAGUGUCAACGAUCACAAGAAUAGUUCUGACU